UAGCCGGGCGCUGGGAUUGAGAAGGCAGGAGAGCGAGGGAGGGAGUAAGCGACUAGCUGCGAUGCUCUGGGGCUGGCCGGGCUAGCAGGCAGCGCGUUGUGUACGGGUCGCUCGUAGCUCAUUCACUCAACAGCGGGGACGCCGGCGGUCAUGGAGAAUCAGCUAGCACGCUGCAAAAUCGUAGUAGUUGGUGAUAGCCAAUGCGGCAAGACGGCGUUGCUGCAUGUUUUCGCCAAGGACGCCUAUCCUGAGAAUUAUGUCCCUACUGUAUUUGAGAACUACACAGCCAGUUUUGAGAUUGAGAAGCAGCGCAUUGAGCUUAACAUGUGGGAUACUUCAGGCUCAACAUACUAUGACAAUGUCCGUCCACUAGCCUAUCCAGAUUCAGAUGCUGUUCUUAUCUGUUUUGACAUUAGCCGUCCUGAAACUCUGGACAGUGUCCUUAAAAAGUGGCAGGGGGAGACCCAAGAAUUCUGCCCUAGUGCCAAAGUAGUUUUGGUGGGCUGCAAACUGGACAUGCGCACAGACUUGAAUACUUUACGGGAACUCUCCAAACAACGCCUUAUCCCUGUUACACAUGAGCAGGGCAGCAUGCUGGCCCGGCAGUUGGGUGCUGUGGCAUAUGUAGAAUGCUCUUCCAAAGUGUCAGAGAAUAGUGUGCGGGAUGUUUUCCAUGUGACCACACUGGCCUCAGUCAAUCGGAUUCAUAAGCACCUCAAGCGCAGCAACUCAAAGCGAGGACUGAAGCGGAUUACGCAGAUGCCUGGACGGACAGAUUUAUUGACUGAUUCUGAGAUCCGCAAAGACCGGGCCAAAAGCUGCUCGGUGAUGUGAGAGCCAGCACAACUGCAGAGGGGCUGAAGUAUAGCACUGCCUGUCCAUAUCACUUUGUGUAGUAACUGGGAAUGGAAGGUUCUCUGCACUGAGGGCCACAUUCCCCACGAUGUAGGUCAGAACAAACCUACAAGGCCUGUCUGGAAGCUGAGUUGGGAGGGAUCUGCCUGAAACUGCAAAAUGCUCAGCAUAGUGCAAAAGCAUCUAGAUGGCCCACAGUUGCACAAAAUACAGAAAUGCUCAGGUAGUAGACAUCUUCCAAAGAAAGGAAUACUUCCCCAUGAGAAGCACUGGAGGUGAUAAAUACUUCAAAUCUUCUUAAGAGUUAUUAUUUCAGAAUUAGUUUCAAAUGUGAUGUCCAGACAACCCAAGUAUCUGGCAUUUUUGGUUGCUGUGGGGUGUGGCAAUCAGUCCACGCCCACAGCAUGUGUGCACAUGUAUAUUUGUGCUCAUGCUUGAGGGCAGUCAUGGAAUAAAAGAGUUACAGAAGAGUCAGAGCAAAUGGUGGUAAUUUUAGAUGAAAAAUGGGAACAAUUAGGGUGGCGGGGGGGGGAGGGGAAAGGACUGAUAGUUUUGGACAGCUCCCAGGGCAUUUGACACUCUGGAUUAACUGACAGGUCAUUUUGUCUCAAAGGUGUUUUUUCAAAAGGCAGCUGAACUUUCUUUGUUUUUCCUCAUGUUGUGCCAUGAGGACUGCAGUCAUUCUCCACCAUUCAGUCAGAACUGAGAAAGCUUCUUGCAUGACAAGUGAAAUAUCUUCAAGGAAAAAUCAAGAAAGUCCAGCUGCCUUUUGAAAGAGCACCUUUGGGACCACCAUGACUUGGAUGAUUGAGAAUCUCCAUAGACAUUUGACAGGUCACUUUGCUACAUCAGAGACAAUUGCCAAGAAAGUAGCUCUUUUGGAAGAGAUGGUUUUCAUUAUCUCUACCAAGGGUGAAAGCUGGAAGGCUCAAAAGUUGUGUCCACUGGAGCCUUUGUUUUCAAUAACAGUUGCUGUGGUGUUCACUUGACUUGUAUGACACCUACAAGUCCUUUUUGUCUACAAAUUUGAUAGUCUGUCAUGACCAUGGCUGCAUCAUAGGCAAGAAUCAGUUCUUCUUGGUCCCCAUUCUUGUUUCACGAUCUCCUUUCAUGGGAUGAUGCACAUGGAUAGGAUUGAAGGAAUGCCUUUUGCUCCUGGGAAGGAGAAAAAAAGGAUAGCUGACGGGUAGUAAAAUGUCUCUAACAUUGUAAAUCAGAUAUUGGGAAAUGCAUUGCUGUUCCAUCUUUUGAUUUGGGCUGCAUUUCUUUGAGGUGGAUGUUGCUGUAGAGGUGUAACCUACCUCAGAUUGUUGGCAAUUCAACUGUUUUUGAUUACACGGGAGUGGGGAAAAGUCAAGAUGCAGGCUUUCAUAAUUAUUUCAAUAUUUAAUGGCUCUUGGAUCGCAGUGUGAUCCUAAUGUGUCUACAGAUAUCUUUCUUGGUGCUCUGUAAACUCUUGGCUCCCAGAAUCUAAAAGAUUCUUAAAUUAAAAAUAAAUGGCAUGGAGCAGAA
Crotalus tigris (Tiger rattlesnake) is the source of this 2367-nucleotide messenger RNA. RefSeq names its product Rho family GTPase 2 (gene RND2). The record is from RefSeq and is a predicted model, not a curated record. Gene Ontology annotation, biological process: small GTPase-mediated signal transduction. Gene Ontology annotation, molecular function: GTPase activity; GTP binding. Bases 151 to 834 code for a protein of 227 amino acids. The transcript has 5 exons. NCBI's taxonomy places the organism in Eukaryota, Metazoa, Chordata, Lepidosauria, Squamata, Viperidae.